AUGGCCGGUCUGAAUUUAAUCUACGUUCCCUGGUGGACUGUGUUGGUGGCCUUAGCGACAGGAGCUCUGAUCGUCGUGCCGCUCGGCUGGUUAUACGCUAUAUCGAAUUUCCAACUCCCGAUCGGAACCUUCAAUGAAUUGCUCUACGGCACAAUGGUGCAAAAUAUGAGUACCCACCGUAACCCAGUAGGAGCUGGUAUUUAUGGUGCGAUAGCAGGAGACGGGCUCAGGUACCAAUUACAAGACCAGAAGAUCGCACACUACAUGCACGUCCCACAGCGAGCCGCAUUUUUCUCGCAAGUGUUUGGUAUCGUUCUCGGUGUACCAGUCAACUAUGCCGCGAUGCGUUGGGUCGUCGAUGCUAAACGCGAUUACCUAACCGGAGCCGUUGAGGAUGCUGCUCACAUCUGGACAGGCCAGGCCUUAACUAGUUCCCUAACUACAGGUGUCCAAUACGUUUUAGUCGGACCAACCCGGCUCUUCCAACAAGAACAAUUCCGCCCUCUCCCAUACGCCUUCCUCGUCGGCGCCGCCUGCCCAGCCGUCAUCUACCUCCUCCAUCGCCUCUUCCCCCGCGCGAAGUUCCACCUCUGGAAUACCACCAUUUUCUUCAGCGGCGCGUCUAUCUUCUACGGUAACGUAUCCACGGGAUACUUCUCGCGUCUAAUAGGCGGUUUCGUCGUCAUGUACUGGGCAUACCGAUACCGAUACCAGCUCUGGGCUAAAUACAAUUUCAUCCUAGCCGCUGCCUUCGACGCCGGGUUUAACUUAAAUAUGUUACUCAUAUUCUUGAUAUUUGGAAGCGCAAAGGUCAUCGGUAUGCCGAAUUGGUGGGGUAAUGAUGCGGGGAAUGUUGAGAAGUGCUAUGCUUUGGAUUAG
Messenger RNA from Hypoxylon trugodes, 879 nucleotides. RefSeq names its product OPT oligopeptide transporter protein-domain-containing protein. Gene Ontology annotation, biological process: transmembrane transport. The record is from RefSeq and is a predicted model, not a curated record. The coding region runs from base 1 to 879 and encodes 292 amino acids. NCBI's taxonomy places the organism in Eukaryota, Fungi, Ascomycota, Sordariomycetes, Xylariales, Hypoxylaceae. Gene Ontology annotation, molecular function: oligopeptide transmembrane transporter activity. The transcript has 6 exons.